AGGUGCAGGCCCAGGGCACAGGACAAAGGCGGGCAGGAGCCAGGCUGCAGCAAAGCUCUUGCAGCCCAGGGCAGGCGACAAGACAACGUCUCCUCUCCAGGCUGUGUUUGCCGUCAGCAAUGUCAUCUGAAAUCCACAUGUCGGAGCCCGUGUGCCUCAUUGAGAACACGCGGACGAAGGGGCUGGUGGUCCAGCAGGAGGCCCUGCAGGUGCUGUCAGGGAUCACCCAGCCCGUGGUGGUGGUGGCCAUCACAGGGCUGUACCGCACUGGCAAGUCCUACCUCAUGAACAGGCUGGCUUGUCAGAGGAAAGGUUUCUCCUUGGGCAGUGGUGUGCAGUCCCACACCAGAGGUAUCUGGAUGUGGUGUGUACCUCACCCGUGCAAGCCUGGACACACUCUGGUGCUGCUGGACACGGAAGGGCUGGGUGAUGUGGAGAAGGGUGACAUGAAGAACGACAUGUGGAUCUUUGUGCUAACGGUGCUGCUCUCCAGCACCCUGAUCUACAACAGCAAAGGCACCAUUGACCAGCAAGCCGUGGACCAGCUGCACUAUGUGAUGAAGCUGACUGAGCAGGUCAAGUUGAAAGCAGCACCCGAGCAGAGCGAAGAUGAACUGGAGGAUUCAGAAAACGUUGCCCCCAUCUUCCCGACUUUUGUGUGGACGGUCCGGGACUUCACACUGCAGCUGGAGGUGGAUGGGAAGGAAAUCUCUGAGGACGAAUACUUGGAGAAUGCACUCAAGUUAAAGGCUGGGAGCAGCCCAGAGACCCAACGCUACAACCAGCCCCGGGAAUGCAUCUGCCGGUUCUUUCGGGAUCGCAAGUGCUUUGUUUUUUACCAGCCGGCCCACAGGAGGGACCUGGUUCGCUUGGAGGAGCUUCCGGACGAUGAGAUCGAUUGUGAAUUCCAGCAGCAGGUGGAGAAAUUCUGCAGCCACAUCUGGGAAAAGUCUCCGCCUAAGACCAUCCCUUGCGGCCGCACCAUAACAGGGACCCUGCUGGGGAAACUGGCAGAGAGCUACGUGGAGACCAUCCGGAGCGGGGCAGUGCCGUGCCUGGAGAGCGCGGUGCUCGCCCUGGCAAAGACUGUAAAUGCAGCGGCAGUGAAAGAGGCUGUGACGUUGUACCAGGACCUGAUGGAGCGGCGGGUGAAGCUGCCGACGGAGACGGUUCAGGAGCUACUGGAUCUGCACACCCAGUGCGAGCAGGAGACGCUGGAGCUGUUCCAGAAACAGGCGUUCGAGGAGGAGAUCUGCUCUUUCCUGGCAGAUCUUACAUGCCAGGUGGAGGCAAUCAAGGACAAGUUCUGCAGGGACAACGAGCAGGCGUCCCGUGAGAAGUGCGAGGCCGCGCUCAGGGACCUCUUCCAGGACUUGGACAGAAAAAUCACCGAUGGUGUCUACAAUGUGCCGGGGGGUCACCAGCUGUUCGAAGGAGACCAGCAGGCGCUGUUGGAGAAAUAUGGGGAACUGCCUGGCAAGGGGGUGAUGGCUGAUGCCGUCCUGCAGGAGUUCCUCCAACGCAGAGAGGCUCUGGACAAGAACAUCCUCAACAUAGACCUCGCCCUGGAAAAGAAGGACAAGGAGCUGAAAGAUGUGCAACAGCAGUAUGAGAGAGCUCAGCAGGAGUGGGAUGCCCGGUGGAAGCAGGAGGCUGAAGACAAGCAGAAGCUGCAGGACAAGUUGCACAGCACCGAAGAAGAGGUGGCUCGUCUGAGAAAGAAGCUGGAGGAUCAGCCUAAGAAGCGGCGGGAGGAGCACCCGAAGACCAGCAAAUGUAAAUCGAAGGAAGAGAGCGGCUGUUCCAGUGGUGACUUCGGUGGUAAAGGAGGCCCCUUUGGACCGGGUCCGGGACCCUUUGGUGGUAAAGGAGGCCCUUUUGGACCGGGUCCGGGACCCUUUGCUGAUAAAGGAGGCCCCUUUGGACCGGGUCCGGGACCCUUUGGUGGUAUAGGCGGUGGCUUCGGUGGGAGUGGUGGCCCCUUUGGACGGGGUCCGGGACCCUUUGGUGGUAUAGGCGGCGGCUUUGGACAGAACCAGGGAUAUGGCAAUAAUACCUUCAACUGGAAGGACUUAGUGGUACCAGUAGCAUCAUUUUUGGCUUGUGUGGCAAUUGCGGUAUUACGCAUGAAGUUAUGAUGAAGAUUUUCUUUAAACCUCUCUAGUAACAAGGGAAGAGAGGUGUGUAGUGUCCCCACGUAGAAUUCUGUUAAAUUUUUAAAGCUUUUCCUGAAAUAUGCUUGCCACGGAGUGCAGAAGUGACCGCCCUGUUUGCUUGGACCGCUCUAUCUGCUAUGUUCAUGUAUGUCUCCUCCGGGAGAAGAUGUUCUCCUCUUCCCUCCCAGAGCACCUGGUCUCUCACUCCAUCUGAAGGCACGGGGAACAUCUAAAGCCGGGGUGGCUUGGGGCACAGAAAGGCCAACAGGCAGGUCUGGGAGCAUUUUGCCCGUCUCAGAACACGUCACGGUGGAACGUAGCACACCUCAUGUAGAGAGCUCCUCACCAGGGCUACGGGAAACAUGACCAGCGAGGUUUAUGCCCGCUGGCUGAUAUCCUAGGGUCGCACUUUCUGCAGCUGUGGGAAGUAGCACGGAGGUUGUGAGUAAACCAGGAAUCCACGUGGUGAGCGCGACCUGGUUUGCUUGGCGUCAGUCCCGGGCAGAGUGACCCAGAAGGAGUGAGCCCGCGACCCAGGGAGCGGCGGGUGAAAGGCAUCCUCUGCAAUGGAGCUUUUCCCACCCAAGGCUCUUCUCACUUUGAGCACUGACCCUGCUCGGCCAGCAAGGUCCUGGGGAACCUCCCGGGGACAAAGCCCGGGCUCUGCUCCUCCACCUGCUGUUGUGCCGGGGCUGUUUUCCCUGCCGAGCCCUCACACCGUGAGACUGUCUCCCUCCACUGCCACAUUCUAGUCAAAUUAUUGACAUGAUCUGUUUCAUCUUUCGCCAAACUUUAAUAUAUGAAAUGGCUACAAGCAAUAAGCACAAUAAAGUUAAAUCUAAGAAAACUA
Molecule: messenger RNA, 3006 nt
Organism: Chroicocephalus ridibundus (black-headed gull)
Lineage: Eukaryota; Metazoa; Chordata; Aves; Charadriiformes; Laridae
Product: guanylate-binding protein 1-like
Exons: 11
Coding region: 120-2138 (672 amino acids)
Molecular function (GO): GTP binding; GTPase activity
Source: RefSeq, a predicted model, not a curated record